CAACAAACAUGCAGUAUUGUCCUAUCGACCUGUCAACAUCGCAAUUAUCGAAAGCACGAAGCUAACCCUACAUGAGAGUACACAAUGGCCGUCAGCGACAAUCUUCAGCGCUUCCCAUUAGAGCUGCGCACCCGGGUCUUCGCAGUUGUGGUUCCUGAAGACGGACCUAUCCGUAUCUGCCGGGGUGCUGCUGCGCCAGCCGUCACACGCGCAGCGGAAUGGCCUCGUGCGGAUGAAAAGAAUCUCCGCUCUGUCGAAGAGUUCCGGCCGUAUGAGGAGUCGUUAUGGCGGCGUUGUGAGCUCACGUCCUCGCAAGCUAAGGAUAUGCAGCACCCCGACAUUGUUGAUAGUUUUGUGCGUACCGCUAGCGACCCGAGCAAACCCACUCAACUGGAAGCAUGCCCAGGUCCAUACGAAAGCGCCUACGUACAGGCUGUUCAACACAUUCUCCGGUUAUCUACCAUGGUCGUGAAGCAACUCGGCGGGGCUAAUGGAGACUUCAGCGCGGCGGAGUCAGAUCGGAAGGCUCAGGCCGAGAAGUAUACAGACUCCUCAGACAAUGUCGUUACCGAAAUUGCGACAUUGGCUGGUAGAGCUAUCGCCGAGCGUGCCAUAGAGUUGCGUGGCGUCGAUAAUGCAAGUUCUAAUCAGGGAACGAACAACGAAGCUGCGGACGGGGAAGGCGUCAGCCCAGAAGGUGUAGGCGGCGAAAGUGUUGGCGGAGAAAGCGCUAGCGGAGAAGAUGAUGACGGGCAAGACCAUGACGGAGAAGGCUUCGAAUACGAUGCCGCGGACGAGGAAGGUUCGACUAUUGGAGGGUCUGAAGCCUCUGACGAAGAUUUCGGCGAUAAUGGCUCCCGCGACCAGGAUUCCGGGGAUGAAGCUUCCGACGAAGAAGAUUCCAACGACGAAGACAAUCCCAAUGACGAAGACGGUCCCAACGACCAAGACGACCCUGACGACGAAGACGGUCCCAACGACGAAGACAGUGCCAACGACGAAGACUCCAAUGACGAACUUUACGACGAAGAAGAGUUUGACGAUGACGACUCGGUGAAGGGAGACUCUGACAACGACUCUGCGGAUGGAUGUCCUGCCGAAGUCAAAGUCGACAAUGACGCGCUCUGUAGGGAUGAUGAGCACGUAGAGGACGGCACAAAGUAUAAUCUUCCGGUCCAAGGCCUCGCCCUCGGUGACGGCUUCCAUACAAACAAUGCAGUGCAUUAUGGAUCCGAAGUCGAGGGCUUUGCGCAACCUGUAGGGGAGACCGGCUGUGAUACAGCCUCCGGCGCAAAGGACCUGACAAUGCAGGGUGCACGUGCGGACGAUGAAUGGCGACAUGCCAACGACAUGAUGGCGACUGCGUCGCACGCCGCUGCUGAACCGGGGGCUCCAAUGUCGACUGUGUCUGCUAUUGCAUCUACCGCGACUGAUGAGAAGGAAGAGAGCGCACACAUCAGAGGUUUGCGGCGCGCAUUUGAUCUUGCCGACCGGGACCUCGAAGAAUACAUCAGCAAAGUCGGGCUACUCAAGGACGAUGAGAGGAAUAUCAUGGAGUUGGAGCGCGAAUUGCGUUUCACCCGCCGGCGGAUCGACGCCUCAAGAGCGCUCGAGAACGCGCUAGACAAGGAUGCAGAAAGAGAUCGCGCGGAAGAUCAAGAGGUUGCCAAGGACGGAGAUGAGUCGAUGUGCGACUCGGAUCACUCCGACAGCUUUUUCGAGCAUGAUGAUCAGGAGUCUACGAACGACGUAAAGGAUAACUGGCUCCGCAGGGGGCGCGAUUGCGGCGGCUCUGCCGAGCUCGAGGAGAUGAUCAAAUCGCGUCUGCUUGAACUUCCGUACUACCUUAGGUAG
This is a messenger RNA of Baudoinia panamericana UAMH 10762, 1854 nucleotides long. RefSeq lists its product as uncharacterized. The transcript has 2 exons. The record is from RefSeq and is a predicted model, not a curated record. The coding region runs from base 85 to 1854 and encodes 589 amino acids. Lineage: Eukaryota; Fungi; Ascomycota; Dothideomycetes; Mycosphaerellales; Teratosphaeriaceae.